Messenger RNA from Ictidomys tridecemlineatus (thirteen-lined ground squirrel), 474 nucleotides. Its product is annotated as putative methyltransferase-like protein 21E. The record is from RefSeq and is a predicted model, not a curated record. NCBI's taxonomy places the organism in Eukaryota, Metazoa, Chordata, Mammalia, Rodentia, Sciuridae.
AUGGUUGAUAAAAACGUGAUUGAAAUUGGAGCUGGAACAGGGUUGGUCUCCAUUGUGGCAAGUUUACUGGGUGCUCGUGUGACUGCGACAGACUUACCUGAGUUACUUGGAAACCUGCAGUAUAAUAUUUCCUGCAACACCAAAAUGAAAUGCAAGCAUUUGCCUCAGGUUAAGGAACUCUCCUGGGGAGUAGCUUUAGAUAGAAACUUCCCCAGGGCCUCCAGUAGUUUUGACUAUGUCCUGGCAGCGGAUGUUGUCUACGCCCACCCGUUCCUAGAAGACCUCCUCCUUACCUUUGACCAUCUGUGCAAAGAAACGACCAUUGUCCUCUGGGCCAUGAAGUUCAGGUUGGAAAAAGAAAAUAAAUUUGUAGAUAGAUUUAAGGAGCUGUUUGAUCUGGAGGAAGUUUCCAGCUUCCCUAGUCUGAAUAUUAAGUUGUAUAAAGCUGUGAAAAAAAAUCGAAGGAAUGCAUAA